GACAGACGUUUCGAUGGUCGCCACGUCACAGUAUCUGUUGUUGAACGCUGAUCGCAAUGGGCGAGGGCUUCUUCGUGCCGUACCUGUACGUGCCCAGCGCUGGGGCGAAUUACGUGAAGCUGGUGACGCCAUGGGGAAACGUUCACAUGAACAAGGGCCUCCUGGAGCAGGUGGCGGUGAGUGUGGCGGUGGUUGUACUGACAGUGAUGCUCUGGCGGUUCGCCGCGCGAUUGAACGCGACGCUCAAGAAGAAGACGGACACGGUGGACGGAGAAGAAGACGCAGAAGGAGAUGGUGACGACGAAGAAGAGGACGAAGAGCCGAGUUCUGCGUUGGAUGAGAAUAAAAUUACGAAGGGAGAACACAGCUAUUACUACACCCACCAACACCAAGACGGCAAUGGCAAUUCGGACACGGCCAAGGUGUCGUCUUUCGGCUGGAGCAACGACAAGGAGACGGUUAGCAUCUACCUGACGGACAACGUGGUGAAGAACAUGAAGGAAGAUCAACUAGUUCUGAAAUGGACCAACACGUCGCUGUCGAUGGAUCUGCUCAACUCUCCUGGUGGGGACAUCGCUAAGAGUCUAAAGAUCUCGUCGUUAUUUCAAGAAAUCACGGACGUGGCGUGGAAGGCGCACAAGGAUACGCUAACUAUUACACUGACCAAAGCAAAGGAGCUACCGUGGACUUCUUUGAACGGAGCUGCUAAGAAGAUGGAGGACCACAUCGAGUACGACGAUGCCCUCUAUGAUUAAGACCAAAUUCUGGGUGUGCAUCUUGAAUCCGAUAUAUUGCAGAUGAGAAUUAACCCCGCUUCUUCUUGUAUUCAAGUCUGCUGAAGUCUUAAACCUGCUCCUUAUUCCGGGCUCCAGAGCUUGAGGUGCGCACUGUCGUAUGCCGCAGUCAAGAGGCUGUUAGUCGACACGAAGGCCACGCCUGUGAGGAGAUCAUUCGGGACAGGCUGAGAGCUCACGAGUUUUACGCGCGGUGCUGCUCCCGGUUUGGUGGAUGAAAUCUCCCAGAUAUUCAUAAACGUAUCGUCGCUCACUGACACUACAAACUCGUUGUGUGCAUCCAACGCCGUGAUCGCGCGUGUAUGGGCAGCCACCUCAGCGUGCAAGUGGAAGUUCUCGGGGUUAUACAACCGCAGACACCCAGUCAGGAAGCCAGCCACCAGCCAGUUUUCCGCCAUAAAAGUCAUAGAAGUCGCAGGAUAACCGGUGCUCACGAUCCGGUGGGUAACCUCGAAGCCGUCCCUGGGGUUACGGAUCAUAAUAGCUCCACUCAUAUCGCUGCUCGCUAGCAAUGUGCCGUCAAGGGAGCUCUCCACACUGCAAAUAGCCUCGCCAUGCUCGGUAAGAGUCUUGCACACCUCGAAGCUAGAUCCUUCCCCUGACUUGGCUUCUUCCUCCUUCCCAAUGACAAGGAGCUUCCCGACCGACGUGCCUGUGCAAUCUAUUAGCUCUACUCGAAAAUGUUAAGUCCAUUCGAUUCCACUCACCCACGACGAGCCGUGGCUCCUUCAUGUGGAUGGAGCAAAUGCCUUGACAAUAGAAAUAAUCCCCUGCUUUAAUCGGAUUAGUGAGACUACGAGCUACAGGUACCAAUAUUAAUAAGGCCAAGUAGUAGUUACCUUCAGCA
Phytophthora nicotianae INRA-310 is the source of this 1641-nucleotide messenger RNA. RefSeq lists its product as hypothetical. Bases 57 to 755 code for a protein of 232 amino acids. The record is from RefSeq and is a predicted model, not a curated record. NCBI's taxonomy places the organism in Eukaryota, Oomycota, Peronosporomycetes, Peronosporales, Peronosporaceae. Gene Ontology annotation, cellular component: nucleus. The transcript has 3 exons.